GUUCAGUCCUUAUACUCCUUGAGAAGGCUCCAGCAAAGUUCGAAAAUCUACAAUGAAGGAAAUAGUGAUUGCAAUCACAGUAGCCUUCUUGUUUGUGCUAAAAUCUGUCCUGGCAUCCACUGGAGAUCGCUCUCAAAUGUUUUAUAGCUGUCUUCAGGAUUGUUUAACCCAAAACUGUUCUGGUUCGUCUCAAGAUUCUCAAUCGUUUCUCAUACCACAGGCUCUCCAGUGGACCUGCUCCGAUGAAUGCAAAUAUUUUUGCAUGUGGCCUACUGUAAAUUGGUUUGUUGAAGCUGAAAUUGGGGUUCAGCAAUUUUAUGGAAGGUGGCCAUUUGUAAGAUUAUGGGGGAUUCAAGAACCUGCAGCGACCUUAUUCUCCAUCCUGAAUUUAGUUGGUCACGUAGUCAUGAUUAAAAGAUUCCGAAAAGAAGUUAGACCUAGUGCUCCCUUUUACCGAAUGACACAUUGUUUUUGUAUUAUUUGCUGUCAUGCUUGGCUAUGGUCCACUAUUUUCCAUAUUCGAGAUGUCCGAUUUACGGAAAUAAUGGAUUAUUUGGGUGCAUUCAGCAUGGUAUUAUUCUCAGUUUACCAUUUUCUGGUUAGAGUGUUGGCAUUUCAAUCGCGCAGCUCUCAAUAUUCAUUGUUUUUCGGAAUUGCCAUAGGAUUUUACUUUGUUUGUCAUAGUUACACCACCUUCUUUGUCAAAAUGGAUUAUGGAUAUAACAUGCUCAUCAACAUAGCCUUUGGAGCGGUCAAUAUCUUGGGAUGGUCAAUUUGGUGCUUUAAAUUUUACAAGCCAAGACCGUAUGUGAAACAGUGCGCAGCCUUCGUUGCCCUCGUUGCCUUCACGACACUGUUUGAAGUACUGGAUUUUCCGCCUUUGUUUUGGGUGCUCGAUGCUCAUGCUCUGUGGCACUUGUCAACCGCGCCGCUAGCCAUUUUGUGGUAUAAGUUUUUGAUUGACGAUUGUCAUCAUAUGGAAGGACAGAAGCUUGAUCUCGAAAAACUGGCUUAGUUUAAUAGUAAAGAAGCUGCCUGGCAUUCUUUAUUUUAAUGCAAAUGGCUUUCUUCUACUGCAGCAUAGCCACAUUCUCAAGGGGACUGACUG
Messenger RNA from Daphnia carinata, 1108 nucleotides. RefSeq names its product post-GPI attachment to proteins factor 3-like (gene PGAP3). Gene Ontology annotation, biological process: GPI anchor biosynthetic process. Lineage: Eukaryota; Metazoa; Arthropoda; Branchiopoda; Diplostraca; Daphniidae. The record is from RefSeq and is a predicted model, not a curated record. Gene Ontology annotation, cellular component: endoplasmic reticulum membrane. Gene Ontology annotation, molecular function: hydrolase activity, acting on ester bonds. The transcript is spliced from 7 exons. Bases 53 to 1015 code for a protein of 320 amino acids.